UCUCGAUUCGUCAUCGGAUCGGCCUGAGAUUGUCGUGCAGGUCGUGGAUCUCAAGCCUACAGGAAAUCGAUACACUUUUAGUGCCAAUGAUGGGAAGAUGAGGGUUAAGGCAAUUUUCCCAGGGACUUUGACUUCUGAUAUAAUCUCAGGCAAGAUCCAGAACCUGGGUCUAAUUCGUCUGCUUGAUUAUACCGUCAAUGAUAUCCCAAGCAAAUCGGAGAAAUAUUUGCUUGUGACAAAAUGCGAGGCAGUUGCUUCAGCCCUCGAAUCAGAGAUUAAGGCCAACAUCAAGACUGAGGACACCAGUGUAACCUUAAAGCCAAAGCAAGAGGCUGAUGCAUCAAAUGGGAUGAAUUUGUUGAAGCCAAAGCAAAAAUUUGUUGCUAAAUCAGCCUCUCAGAUUAUCAAUGAACAACGUGGAAAUGGGGCACCGGCUGCAAGAAUGGCCAUGACAAGGAGGGUUCAUCCGCUUGUUUCGUUGAACCCUUACCAAGGAAACUGGACCAUUAAAGUCCGAGUCACAAACAAAGGAGUCAUGAGAACUUACAGAAACGCCAGAGGAGAGGGAUGCGUCUUUAAUGUUGAACUAACCGAUGAAGAAGGAACCCAAAUUCAGGCUACCAUGUUCAAUGAAGCAGCAAGGAAGUUUUAUGACAGAUUUCAGUUGGGAAAGGUCUAUUACAUUUCAAGGGGCGUGCUUAAACUUGCUAAUAAGCAGUUCAAGACAGUUCCGAACGAUUAUGAGAUGACUCUGAAUGAGAAUGCUGACGUUGAGGAAGCUAGUAAUGAAGAAACGUUUAUACCUGAGACAAAAUUCAAUUUUGUGCCCAUUGAUGAGUUGGGUGCAUACAUAAAUCAGAAGGAGCUUGUUGAUGUCAUUGGUGUUGUUCAAAGUGUUUCUCCAACAAUGAGUAUUAGGAGGAGGAAUGACAAUGAGAUGAUUCCCAAGAGGGAUAUAACUGUGGCUGAUGAAUCAAAGAAAACAGUUGUUGUUUCCCUCUGGAAUGACCUGGCCACUGGCUUAGGACAAGAACUUCUGGACAUGGCUGACAAAUCACCAGUAGUUGCGAUCAAGUCCCUCAAAGUAGGAGAUUUCCAAGGCGUUUCAUUGUCCACAAUCAGAAGAAGCAAUGUGGUGGUCAAUCCUGAUCUACCAGAAGCUAAGAAGUUGAAAUCUUGGUAUGAUUCUGAAGGAAAGGAAGUAUCCAUGUCCGCCAUUGGCUCUGGUAUGAGCCCUUCUGCCAAAAAUGGAUCAAGAUCUAUGUACUCUGACCGAGUUCCUCUUUCUCACGUCAUCAGCAACCCAUCUCUAGGAGAGGAGAAGCCUGUAUUUUUCAGCAUUAGAGCUUACAUAAGCUUCAUCAAGCCUGAACAGACAAUGUGGUAUCGUGCUUGCAAAACCUGUAACAAGAAAGUAACAGAGGCGUUUGGCUCUGGUUACUGGUGUGAAGGUUGUCAGAAAACUGACGAGGAAUGUAACUUAAGAUACAUAAUGGUCGUGAAAGCUUCUGAUUCAACGGGUGAAGCUUGGUUGUCUACGUUCAAUGAAGAAGCAGAGAGGAUUAUUGGUCGCCCAGCCGAGGAGCUCAACAAACUAAAAUCUGAGGAAGGGGAAGUUAAUGAGUUUCAGACAAAACUGAAAGAGGCUACCUGGGCAUCUCAUGUCUUCCGUGUCAGUGUCUCCCAACACGAGUAUAACAGCGAGAAGAGGCAGAGGAUAACCGUAAAAAGUGUAGCUCCAGUUGAUUUUGCUGCUGAAACAAGACUCCUGCUUGAAGACAUCUCCAAGAACAAGACUUCUCAGCAGUUCUAGUUCCUCCUGUUUCUUUCUGCGAGCAAGGUGGUGAAUUCGUGUUUUAUAUUAGGAAAUAGGACAUUGCUUUUUUUUUUGGCUUAACCCAGGUUGUGAAAUUGGCCAAAGUCUCAAACUUUGGCUUUAUGUAUAAGCUUUUCUGCGGCCGGUACAUUGUUUACUUUAGAAAUUAGGGUUUAUAUAUUUAAAUUUUGACU
Molecule: messenger RNA, 2010 nt
Organism: Tarenaya hassleriana
Lineage: Eukaryota; Viridiplantae; Streptophyta; Magnoliopsida; Brassicales; Cleomaceae
Product: replication protein A 70 kDa DNA-binding subunit B
Exons: 11
Coding region: 98-1813 (571 amino acids)
Biological process (GO): DNA replication; telomere maintenance via telomerase; nucleotide-excision repair
Cellular component (GO): DNA replication factor A complex; nucleus
Molecular function (GO): single-stranded telomeric DNA binding; damaged DNA binding
Source: RefSeq, a predicted model, not a curated record